CUUUUUCUGUUCAAGUUGUGAAGAAUUUCUGAGAUUCUCUUAUUUUUCUUUCCUGAGAUGAGACUCAUCAUUUGGUUAGCAUCAGCAAAUUCAAUAUCAAUGGUCUCUCACUUCAAAAUCACACUGCUUUUAUUAUUGUCUGUGCUGGGAUUCACCUUUACUUUUGCUCAUAUCACACCAACAUUUCCUUCUUCAGCACUUUCUCCAGAGCUGCGUCUGAACCUGGACUCUGCUUCUUCUGCCAAAAAUGGCCUUUACAGAACCAAGUUCUUCACCCAGAUACUUGACCACUUCGAUUUUACCCCCAGGAGCUAUCAAACGUUUCAACAAAGGUAUCUCAUCAAUGAUACCCAUUGGGGUGGUGCCAAGAAGAAAGCUCCAAUCUUUGUUUACACAGGAAAUGAAGGGAACAUAGAGUGGUUCACUCAGAACACAGGGUUUAUGUUUGAGAUUGCACCCCAUUUCAAUGCCCUUUUGGUUUUUAUUGAGCAUAGAUUCUAUGGAAAAUCAAUUCCAUUUGGAGGAAACAAGAAGGUUGCAUAUGCAAAUAGCAGCACACUUGGAUAUUUGAGUUCCACUCAGGCAUUAGCUGAUUAUGCCACACUCAUCAUUGAUCUGAAGAAGAAUCUGUCAGCUACUGAUUCCCCUGUUGUGGUCUUUGGAGGAUCCUAUGGAGGAAUGCUUGCUGCGUGGUUCAGAAUGAAGUACCCUCACGUGGCCAUUGGAGCUUUAGCAUCCUCUGCUCCAAUCCUCAAUUUUAUGGAUUUGGUUUCACCAUAUGCUUUCUUUAACAUCGCCACUCAAGACUUCAAGAGUGAGAGUGAGAAUUGUUACAAAGUGUUGAAAGGGUCUUGGAAACUGAUAGAAGACACGGCAAGCAAACACGGUGGAAAGGAAACACUACGGAAAACAUUUAGAUUAUGCAAUGAUGUGAGCGCAGGUAAUUUGGAAGGUUGGUUCCAGACAGCGUUGAUUUAUACGGCCAUGACAGAUUAUCCAACACCAUCCAAUUUCCUCAAUCCCUUGCCAGCAUAUCCAGUCAGAAAGAUGUGCGAGGCGAUUGACAGCAAGUCAGUGAGAGAAAAGAGCACAUUGAACAAGUUGUAUGAAGUAGCGAAUAUCUACUACAACUACACUGGUACUGCUACCUGUUUCAACUUGGAUGAUGAUUCAGAUCCUCAUGAUCUUGGAGGAUGGCAAUGGCAGGCAUGUACAGAGAUGAUAAUGCCAUUAGGUGCAAAUAAUGAGAGUCUGUUCCCCGAAUCCGAGUGGUCAUUCGAAGAUAGAUUUACUUACUGCAAAUUUCACUACGACGUUAAGCCGAGACCACACUGGAUUACAACUGAGUUUGGCGGCCAUGAUAUUGAGAAAGUUUUGAAAAGGUCGACAAGCAACAUUAUCUUCUAUAAUGGUUUAAGAGACCCUUGGAGUGGUGGAGGAGUGUUGAAGAAUAUAUCCAAAACUUUAGUUGCUAUAGUUGCAAAAGAAGGGGCUCAUCAUACAGAUCUAAGGUACUCAACUAAGGAGGAUCCAAAGUGGCUCAAAGAUGUAAGGAAAAAAGAGGUCCAAAUCAUAGCAAGUUGGAUCUCACAAUACCAUCAAGAUUGACAUUCCUAUAAUAAUUAAGGGGAUGAUUUUUUUUUGAACAAAUAAUUAAGGGAUUCUCAUUAUUAUGUGAUUUUUAUAUUGGAGGAAGGAACUGUGUAAUUAAUAAUUAUUGUCACAUGCAACAAUAAAUUAAGAUUACCGAGAAUAAAAGGCACAAAUAUGGUGCGGUUUAAUUA
Molecule: messenger RNA, 1784 nt
Organism: Lotus japonicus
Lineage: Eukaryota; Viridiplantae; Streptophyta; Magnoliopsida; Fabales; Fabaceae
Exons: 10
Coding region: 58-1608 (516 amino acids)
Biological process (GO): proteolysis
Molecular function (GO): serine-type exopeptidase activity; dipeptidyl-peptidase activity
Source: RefSeq, a predicted model, not a curated record